GUUCCCGGCCACCGCCGGCCGGCGGCAAGGGGUCGCUGCCCGCCCAGACGGAUCCCGGAGGGAGGGUCUCGGGUUGGGGACCGCCAAGGUACAGGUGCGGCAGACUUUCUAACGACGUCUCCGUUCCAGAAAGUGGGGCUCCCCGGGCCCCCCGGCCCUCAGGGCCCACCUGGGAAGCCGGGCAAGGACGGAAUUGACGGAGAAGCUGGUCCUCCGGGUCUGCCUGGGCCCCCGGGAUCAAAAGGGACCCCGGGGAGACCAGGGAAGCCUGGAGAGGUGGGACUGCCAGGACUUCCGGGUGUGGAUGGUCUGACUGGGCGGGAUGGAUCUCCUGGACCCAAAGGUGCCCCUGGAGAACGGGGAAGUCUGGGACCCCCGGGGCCGCCUGGGCUGGGGGGCAAAGGCCUCCCUGGACCCCCCGGAGAGGCAGGAGUGAGCGGCCUCCCUGGUGGGAUUGGCCUCCGUGGUCCGCCGGGCCCCUCCGGACUUCCAGGCCUGCCGGGGCCCCCAGGACCUCCGGGACCUCCUGGACAGCCUGGGGUCCUCCCUGAAGGUGCUACUGACCUGCAGUGCCCUGCCGUCUGCCCUCCAGGCCCCCCUGGGCCUCCUGGAAUGCCAGGGUUUAAGGGCCCCACCGGCUACAAAGGAGAACAAGGAGAAGUCGGCAAGGAUGGUGAGAAGGGUGACCCCGGCCCGCCUGGUCCUGCUGGUAUUCCAGGCACUGUGGGGCUGCAGGGCCCUCGAGGGUUAAGAGGACUGUCAGGGCCACUUGGGCCCCCUGGGGACCUCGGUCCCAUUGGGUUCCAAGGGCCACCUGGCACCCCAGGAUCGCCUGGGGAAGCGGGUGACAGAGGCGAGAGAGGCCCUGAGGGCUUCCGAGGCCCCAAGGGUGACCUUGGCAGACCUGGUCCCAAAGGAAUCCCUGGCAUGGCCGGACCGGGUGGGGAGCCGGGUAUGCCAGGCAAGGAUGGCCGGGACGGCAUGCCAGGACUUGAUGGCGAGAAGGGAGAGGCCGCUCGCAAUGGUGCCCCAGGAGAGAAGGGCCCUGAUGGGCUGCCGGGCCUCCCUGGACGAACGGGGUCCAAAGGCGAGAAGGGAGAGCUGGGCAAAGCCGGGGAGCUGGGUGAGGCUGGCCCCUCUGGAGAGCCCGGCAUCCCUGGAGACGUCGGCAUGCCAGGGGAGCGUGGUGAGGCUGGCCAUAGAGGCUCAGUGGGGGCCCUUGGCCCACAAGGUCCUCCUGGGGCCCCCGGCAUCCGAGGCUUCCAGGGCCGAAAGGGCAGCACAGGAGAACCUGGCCUCCCGGGUCCCCAAGGCCUCCGUGGUGAAGUGGGUGACCGGGGCCCAGGAGGUGCUGCAGGCCCGAAGGGAGACCAGGGCAUUGCAGGUUCCGAUGGUCUUCCUGGGGACAAAGGAGAGCUGGGUCCCAGUGGUUCUGUCGGACCCAAAGGAGAGUCUGGAAGUCGAGGGGAGCUGGGCCCCAAAGGCAUCCAGGGACCCAACGGCACCAGUGGUGUCCAGGGCGUCCCUGGACCCCCCGGGCCCAUGGGCCUCCAGGGGGUGCAAGGCGUCCCCGGGAUUACUGGGAAACCUGGAGUUCCGGGGAAAGAAGCCAGUGAGCAGCGCAUCAGGGAGCUGUGUGGGGACAUGAUCAACGAGCAAAUUGCACAGUUAGCUGCACACCUAAGGAAGCCUUUGGCACCGGGCUCCAUCGGUCGGCCUGGUCCAGCUGGUCCCCCAGGGCCCCCUGGCCCCCCAGGCUCUGUCGGCCACCCUGGUAUUCGAGGGCCCCCUGGAUAUCGUGGUCCCACAGGGGAGCUGGGAGACCCUGGCCUCAGAGGAAGUCAGGGUGACAGAGGAGAUAAGGGCGCAGUGGGCGCAGGGCUGGACGGACCUGCCGGAGACCAAGGACUCCAAGGGCCACAAGGUGUGCCUGGCAUCAGCAAAGAUGGCCGAGAUGGUGCCCACGGUGAUUCUGGGCUUCCUGGCGAUCCUGGCCUUCCUGGUGCUGUUGGGGCUCAGGGGACUCCAGGGAUCUGUGACACUUCUGCCUGCCAAGGAGCCGUGUUAGGAGGGAACGGGGAAAAGUCCGGCCCUCGCAGCGCAUAGAAUUGAACUGAAGAGAGAAGUGAUGACAAUGACAACUUAAGCUGAUAGGUUGGCCAGGUCAACGACGAGGCCAUUAGGGCUGGACAGCAUGGCCAGAGUCAGUCCAGGAGGCCUUCCCGACCCGGCCUCAGCUUCCUGGUUGGCAGCUGCUGGCCUGAGGGGCCCUGAGAGCAGCAGAUGGUGCUGUGCUGGAUCCUGUCUGCAGUGCUCACAGUGGCCCAUUCAUCUGACAGCAUACCUCAGACACAGGCCCUAUGGAUCAGCUACACCCUGUAUCUGGAAGGGACGCCGGUGUGUGCGCAGAGCUCCGUACAAUCCCCUGGGACAAAUUCUGACUUGUUUACAUAGACAUUUGUGUAAAGACUAUGACACAAUCCCAAUAAAAUGAUAUAUUAAAUCUUCAGAUUAGUGACUCGGCCAGUAUAAAAUAAAGAACAUGCAGUGUCCCUUCAAUGGAAAAGUCUAGCCUGCUUGACCUAGUUCUGUGUACAAACCCUCGUCUCUGACUGACGGAAUUCACUGAAGGUGACUGCAUCACACCAGUCCACGACCUCAUCUGCAUAAAA
This is a messenger RNA of Fukomys damarensis (Damara mole-rat), 2672 nucleotides long. It is a transcript of the gene Col9a3, whose product is annotated as collagen type IX alpha 3 chain. The transcript is spliced from 31 exons. The annotation marks the transcript as partial. The record is from RefSeq and is a predicted model, not a curated record. Lineage: Eukaryota; Metazoa; Chordata; Mammalia; Rodentia; Bathyergidae.